This is a messenger RNA of Clupea harengus (Atlantic herring), 4885 nucleotides long. RefSeq names its product mediator complex subunit 23 (gene med23). The record is from RefSeq and is a predicted model, not a curated record. Gene Ontology annotation, cellular component: mediator complex; transcription regulator complex. Gene Ontology annotation, biological process: positive regulation of gene expression; regulation of transcription by RNA polymerase II. Bases 139 to 4350 code for a protein of 1403 amino acids. Lineage: Eukaryota; Metazoa; Chordata; Actinopteri; Clupeiformes; Clupeidae. The transcript is spliced from 31 exons.
CUUCCGGUGUUUCAAUCAAGUAAUUUCUCAGGAACCGCUGUAGGAUUCCCAUCCUUGUGGUAGUUAGUUGGGCAUUGCCAAGUAAUUGCAAUGCGGUUUACAUUACUAUGAAAUAAAACAUACAUUUUGCAUUGAAAUAUGGCGAUUUCAAUGGAAAGUCAACUUCAAACCAUAUUCGAGGAUGUUGUGAAAACGGAGGUCAUAGAGGAGGCGUUUGCUGGGAUGUUCAUGGACACAGCUGAGUCGGAACGGAUGAAGUUGAUCAGCUGUUUAGGUGCUUUCAGACAGUAUUGGAGCACUUUGCCACAGGAAUCCCACGAGCAGUGUGUUAAGUGGAUUGUCCGGUUCAUCCAUGGACAGCACAGUCCUAAGCGCAUCUCUUUCCUCUACGACUGCCUGGCCAUGGCGGUGGAGACCAGCCUGUUGCCUCCUAGAAUGGUUUGCCAAGCGUUGGUCAACUCUGACAGCCUGGAGUGGGAGAGGACCCAGUUGUGGGCCUUGACCUUCAGACUCUUCCGCAAAAUCAUUGGAGGAGUGGAUUACAAGGGUGUGAGAGAUUUACUGAAGACCGUUUUGGACAAAAUCCAGACCAUCCCCAAUGUCGUCAGUUCAGCCGUGGUCCAGCAGCUACUGGCAGUCCGAGAGGUGGUUGAGUACAUACUUGACAGGAAUGCCUGUCUUCUGCCUGCCUACCUUGCAGUGACCGAGAUCAGAAAGCUUUACCCAGAGGGUGCACUAUCACACUGGCUCCUUGGUAGCCUGAUUUCAGACUUUGUGGACAGUUUCCGUCCCACUGCGAGGAUCAACUCUAUCUGUGGGAGAUGCAGUCUACUGCCUGUGGUCAACAACUCUGGGGCCAUCUGUAAUUCCUGGAAGUUAGACCCCACCACACUACGCUUCCCUCUCAAGGGUAUGCUGCCCUAUGACAAGGAUCUGUUUGAUCCUCAGACGGGGCUCCUGCGCUACGUGCUGGAGCAGCCCUACUCCCGUGACAUGGUCUGCAACAUGUUAGGGCUCAACAAACAGACCUUGAACAUUGCUCAGCACAAGCAGCGCUGCCCGGUGCUGGAGGACCAGCUGGUGGACCUGGUGGUGUACGCCAUGGAGCGCUCCGAGACGGAGGAGCAGUUCGACGACGGCGGCACCAGCCAGCUGCUCUGGCAGCACCUGUCCAGUCAGCUCAUCUUCUUCGUGCUCUUCCAGUUCGCCAGCUUCCCGCACAUGGUGCUCUCGCUCCACCAGAAGCUGGCAGGGAGAGACCUCAUCAAAGGCAGAGACCACCUGAUGUGGGUGCUCCUGCAGUUCAUCUCCGGAAGCAUCCAGAAGAACGCUCUAGCCGACUUCCUGCCCGUCAUGAAGCUGUUUGACCUACUCUACCCCGAGAAGGAGUGUAUCCCCGUCCCGGACAUCAACAAGCCCCAGUCCACGCACUCGUUUGCCAUGACCUGCAUCUGGAUCCACCUGAAUCGCAAGGCCCAGAGCGACAACUCCAAGCUGCAGAUCCCCAUCCCCCACUCGCUCAGGCUGCACCACGAAUUUCUGCAACAGAGCCUGCGCAACAAGAGCCUGCCCAUGACGGACUACAAGAUCGCCCUGCUGUGCAACGCCUACUCCACCAACUCGGAGUGCUUCACCCUGCCCAUGGGCGUGCUGGUGGAGACCAUCUACGGCAACGGCAGCGUGCGCAUCCCCCUGCCGGGCACCAACUGCAUGGCCCAGGGCUCCGUCACGCCGCUGCCCAUGAACCUGCUGGACUCGCUGACGGUGCACGCCAAGAUGAGCCUCAUUCACAGCAUUGCCACGCGUGUGAUCAAGCUAGCCGCCGCCAAGUCCAGCCUGGCCCUGGCCCCUGCCCUGGUGGAGACCUACAGCCGCCUGCUGGUCUACAUGGAGAUCGAGUCCCUGGGCAUCAAGGGCUUCAUCAGCCAGCUCCUGCCCAACGUGUUCAAGUCGCACGCCUGGGGCAUCCUGCACACGCUGCUGGAGAUGUUCAGCUACCGCAUGCACCACAUCCAGCCCCACUACCGCGUGCAGCUGCUCAGCCACCUGCACUCGCUGGCCGGCGUGCCCCAGACCAACCAGAACCAGCUCCACCUUUGUGUGGAGAGCACUGCCCUGAGAUUGAUCACCGCGCUGGGGAGCUCUGAAGUUCAGCCACAGUUCACCCGUUUCCUGAGCGACCCCAAGACGGUCCUGUCAGCCGAGUCAGAGGAGCUGAACCGAGCGCUCAUCCUCACGCUAGCCAGAGCCACGCACGUCACAGAUUUCUUCACAGGCUCGGAUUCCAUCCAGGGCACGUGGUGCAAGGACAUCCUUCAGACCAUCAUGAACUUCACCCCCCACAACUGGGCCUCCCACACCCUCAGCUGCUUCCCCGCCCCACUGCAGGCGUUCUUCAAGGCGAACAACGUUCCGCAGGAGAGCCGCUUCAACCUGAAGAAGAACGUGGAGGAGGAGUACCGCAAGUGGAAGUCCAUGACCAACGAGAACGACAUCAUCACGCACUUCUCCAUGCAGGGCUCGCCGCCGCUUUUCCUCUGUCUGCUGUGGAAGAUGCUGCUGGAGACGGACCACAUCAACCAGAUCGGCUUUAGACGGGGUAAUCAGACCCCUGACCCUGGCCAUGUUUUUGCCGUUGUUGGCAGGGUACUGGAGAGGAUUGGUGCGCGCGCCCUGGUGGCCCACGUGCGAACGUUUGCCGACUUCCUGGUGUACGAGUUCUCCACGUCGGCCGGAGGGCAGCAGCUGAACAAGUGCAUCGAGAUCCUCAACGACAUGGUGUGGAAGUACAACAUUGUUACGCUGGACCGCCUCAUCCUCUGCCUGGCCAUGCGUAGCCAUGAGGGCAACGAGGCACAGGUCUGCUACUUCAUCAUCCAGCUGCUGUUGCUCAAGCCCAACGACUUCCGCAACCGUGUCAGCGACUUCGUCAAGGAGAACGCCCCCGAGCACUGGCUGCAGAGCGACUGGCACACUAAGCACAUGUCCUACCACAAGAAAUACCCUGAGAAGCUGUACUUUGAGGGCCUGGCGGAGCAGGUUAGCCCGCCCAUGCCCCAGCAGUCUCAGUACCUGCCCAUCUACUUUGGCAAUGUGUGCCUGCGUUUCCUGCCUGUCUUCGACAUCGUCAUCCACCGCUUCCUGGAGCUGCUGCCCGUCUCCAAGUCCCUGGAGACCCUCCUCGAUCACCUAGGCGGCCUCUACAAGUUCCACGAUCGCCCGGUGACGUACCUGUACAACACGCUGCACUAUUACGAACGGCACCUGCGAGACCGCACCAACCUGAAGCGCAAGCUGGUGCACGCCAUCAUGAGCUCGCUCAAGGACAACCGCACGCCCGGCUGGUGCCUGAGCGAGACCUACCUCAAGUUCGGCAUGAACCCGCGCGAGGACAAUGUCUGGAUACCCGACGACACCUACUACUGCAAGCUCAUCGGCCGGCUGGUGGACACCAUGGCAGGAAAGUCUCCGGGCCCAUUCCCCAACUGUGACUGGCGCUUUAACGAGUUCCCCAACCCGGCUGCCCAUGCCCUGCACGUCACCUGCGUGGAGCUCAUGGCCCUGGCUGUGCCCGGCAAGGACGUGGGCAAUGCCCUCCUCAACGUGGUGCUCAAGAGCCAACCACUGGUGCCUCGAGAGAACAUCACCGCCUGGAUGAACGCUAUCGGUCUCGUCAUCACAGCUCUUCCGGAGCCGUACUGGAUCGUGCUGCAGGACCGCAUCGUGAGCGUGGUCAGCAGUCCGGUGCUCACCACCGAGACCGAGUGGGUGGGCUACCCCUUCCAGCUGCUGGACUUCACCGCCUGCCACCAGUCCUACUCGGAGAUGUGCUGCAGCUACGUGCUGGCUCUGUCCCACGCCGUCUGGCACCACUCCAGCAUUGGACAGCUCUCCCUCAUCCCCAAGUUCCUGACAGAGGUGCUGAAGCCCAUAGUGAAGACAGAGUUCCAGCUGCUGUACGUGUAUCACCUGGUCGGGCCGUUCCUGCAACGCUUCCAGCAGGAGAGGACGCGCUGCAUGCUAGAGAUUGGUGUGGCGUUCUACGAGAUGCUCCAAGCUGUUGACCAGCACUGCACGCACCUGUCCUACAUGGACCCCGUCUGCGACUUCCUCUACCACAUCAAAUACAUGUUUACCGGCGACAGCGUGAAAGACCAGGUGGAGAAGAUCAUCUGCAACCUGCGGCCAGCCAUGAAGCUCCGCCUGCGUUUCAUCACACACAUCAGCAAGAUGGAGCCGGCUGCCUCGGCCGCUGCUAACGCUAACGCCCCGCAGCCCAACACCGUCUCCUCACCAGCCCCGCAGAGCAACCCCGGACCCUCAAAUGUCCCCCUGUCUGUGGCCCAGUAACGGACAGACCUCUCCACCAAGACACAAGCUAACUCAGUGUGAGCUAGCAGAAGGGCUGGAGGAUCCUCAGGAGGCCUUCAAGAUGGAUGGAUGGAUGGACGAACGAGUGGAUGGGGGGGUUCCUUGAAGGUCCCCAUAGGGCUGUGACAAGUUCCAUGGCCAAAAAGACAAUGUGACUGAUUCUGACGUGGUGCACAAGGUCUUUGAAUUUUCAGUCAUCUGUUACACUUAACAUCUGGGGUGUGUAAGCUCCAAUAGACCCUGUUUGAAAGCAGAUAUGAUAGGAGAAAUUCUCAUAUCUCAUCUGAUCUCAUUUGGUGAUGAGGUCUUUCUGUAUAUGAUCAUUUUUUUCUAUUAGUAUGAUGCACUUGGCAAUGCUUUGAUGUAAUCUGUGUUUUUUUCCAAGACAGACAAGCCAUGUGCCUUGAGAAUAUUUUUAGCCUCAGCAAUCAUGAACCUGAAUUUAUUUGUCAAUGUUGCAGUGUUUUCUCACCAAACAACAAUAAUGCUAAAUAAAAACAUUUUUAGUAUAUAA